AUGGAACCAUCUCCAGUUCCAAUGAGAUCUUUAUCUCCAACAAGAUCUCCUUUCCCUCCAACAUCAAUGUUUACUCCUUCAGCAGAGUUUUCUCCGCAACCAACAGAAACUGCUUAUCCAACAGCUUCCGCCACACCAAGAAAAAUACAUUGGAGUGCUUUAGGUAUUGCUUUGCUGGUGAUUGCACUGUUGCUUAUUCUUAUUGCUUUGUAUUAA
This is a messenger RNA of Trichomonas vaginalis G3, 216 nucleotides long. RefSeq lists its product as uncharacterized. The coding region runs from base 1 to 216 and encodes 71 amino acids. The transcript has a single exon. The record is from RefSeq and is a predicted model, not a curated record. Lineage: Eukaryota; Parabasalia; Trichomonadida; Trichomonadidae.